AUGAUUUAGAAUUUUUUCUUUAAAAAAGUAAUUUCUUUUUUUUGGCUUAGUUUUUUUUGUGAUAGACUUUUAAAAGUAGAUUUUGAUAUUUAUUCGAAUUUUGUUUUUUUUAAUCUAUUUUUUUUAAGUUUAUCUUUAUCUUGUUUUUUUAAAUAAUCUUAGUAUUUUUAAUUUACUUGUUUUUCUUAUAUAUAAAAAUUUUCUAUUUUUUAUUAAACAUUUUAAAUUUAUUUACUAUUUUAGAUUUUUGGACUAUUAUUUAUUAUAUUAAUUUCUUUUGUAUUUUGUUUUUUGUUAGUUAUUAUUGUUUAUUUAUUUUAUUAUAUUUUUUAUGGUUUCGGACUUAUGUAUUAUUUUUUAUUAUAUUCAUUACUAUUUAUUUACUUUUUUUAUUCUAUGCUUUGUUUUUUAGGACUAAUUGCUAAUUUAUUUUUUUCUUAAGAUCUUUCAUUUUAAUAUUCUAAUAUUUUCUCUACUGUUGUGAUAUUAAGUUAUUUAUUAGUUGAUUAUCUAUUAGUAUUUAAUAUUAUUUAGAUAUUUGGUAAUAUUUACUAUAUUACAUUUUAUUUAUCAGGUGUAAUUAUAUUUUAAGUUUUUUAAAUAUUUUAUUUGUUUAUCACUUAUUAUUUGAUUUCUUAAUUGUUUUAUAGGAUUUAAUUUAUUUUUUAUUUAUUAAUUUAUUUUUUAUGUUUUAUAUAUUAGAAACAUUAGUUUCUUAUUCUGUUUCAUUUGUUAAGUUUUUAAUUUUAUCUUUGCACUAUAUUAAUCAUUUUGAAUUUUUGUAACGCUUAUAUUAUUUUCAAUAAGAAAAGAAUAAACUUUUUUUUUUAAAUUAGAAUUUGUUUAGGUUAAGUCUAAUAAGUAUUCUCUUAACAUAAUAUUAUUUUUAUUAGUAAUAUAUAUAUAUAUAUAUAUAUAUAUAUAUAUAUAUUUUAUUAAUAUAAUAUAUUAUUAUAAUAUAAUAUAUUAAUAUUUUACCUAUUUACAAAAUCAAUAUGUAUAUAUUUUUUAAUUUAAAAUAGAAUUUUUUUUAUUAAAAAUUAUUGA
Messenger RNA from Ichthyophthirius multifiliis, 1047 nucleotides. RefSeq lists its product as hypothetical. Lineage: Eukaryota; Ciliophora; Oligohymenophorea; Hymenostomatida. The record is from RefSeq and is a predicted model, not a curated record. The transcript has a single exon.